Molecule: messenger RNA, 864 nt
Organism: Adineta steineri
Lineage: Eukaryota; Metazoa; Rotifera; Eurotatoria; Adinetida; Adinetidae
Source: the annotation of a GenBank genome assembly
AUGUCUACCUUUGAAAUAUUACCCAAUGAAAUUUUAAUGAACAUUGUGCGAUAUUCUGGCAACGCUUAUACAAUAUUUCGAGCAUUCUCUGGAUUAAACCAACGUCUAAAUAACAUUCUUAUCGACAGAUGUUUGCAUCUAUUUACUGAUUUAUUAUAUACGAAUCUUGAUGAUUCAGAUAUUAACUAUUAUUACAAUUGUGAUUCAUUUCACGAGAUAUGUCAUCAAUUUUCAUCUUUGAAAACAACAGAAGACGAUAAAAAUCUUUAUCAAUGUUUUCAAUCAUUAAUUGUCUCUUAUAUUAGAGAAACUUUCAACCGAUUGGGCGAUGAAUUUCAAUCAAAUAUAAAACGAUUUCAGUCUAUACGUUCACGUAAUACUGCUAUUGUAAUUAGUAGCCUCGAUAAUGAAUUGAAGAAGAUGUUUCAUUAUUUACCAGUUGCUUUAUGUCCACAAGAUGCCUAUUGUGCAUGGGAACCACAUUUCUCAUCCGAAUCACUCAUAGAUAUGAAACGAAUUGAGUCUCGUAUUCUUACUCAAGGUGCUAGUCUUGAAUGUGAUGAUGACGAUGAGAAAGAAUUUAAUUUUACUAAAGCAAUAAAUAAAUGGUUAUUAGCAAAGGCCAAUCUCACUAAAUCUAAUGAUCAACGACUUAUCAAUCCUCUCAUUCAAAUGUUCAAAGCAUUACUAAUUUCUAAUCCGAAGCUUCUCAAAAAUAAAGGCUACACUAAUUAUGAUACGAAAAGUCGUUCUACACACUAUUUUCUAUUAUACUCGAUUUAUCGAUUAAAAUACUUUCAUGAUUACGCUCCUGUACGACUUAACCCUAUCAAUAUGAACUGAGAUACAAGUUAUUUUGGCUAA